Messenger RNA from Candidozyma duobushaemuli, 1014 nucleotides. Its product is annotated as cell proliferation protein. The record is from RefSeq and is a predicted model, not a curated record. The transcript has a single exon. The coding region runs from base 1 to 1014 and encodes 337 amino acids. Lineage: Eukaryota; Fungi; Ascomycota; Pichiomycetes; Serinales; Metschnikowiaceae. Gene Ontology annotation, cellular component: cytoplasm.
AUGACGAAGGAAACACACGUAUUCAACAGAAUACGUCUAACCUGCGCUCAAACAAAUCAAUGCUCAUACCUGAAUUGGUAUCCUUAUUUCAAACUGCAUGCUCCUGAAGCGACAGUUCUCAGGCCGCUACCCCAGGCAUUUCUUGAUUACCUCAGCGGAGACAGUAUAAGGCUACCCACGACCGCUACUGUUGAACGAAACGAAGAAAAUGAAUAUAGUGAUUGGGAAGAUGAGGAGACCGAAAGCGUGAACCCCUUGGAACACUUUCAAGAUUUCCACCAAGAGCUCAAAGGGAUCGUGGACUCAUACGGGAAGGUACUCGUGAAGACAAACUGGACAGCUGGUAAGGAUGCCAAGUGGAUCUUGAUAAACAAUUCAUUGCAAUGCACAUCUGUCAACGACGUGUAUCUUCUUCUCAAUGCAUCCGAUCACAUUGCACACGAUCUUGACGGCCAUGUGUAUGAUGAAUGUGAAGAUAAGGAGGACGGUCCGCAUAUUGAACCAGAAUUGGUAGUUAAGAAGUGGAUUAACGAUUUUAACCCGGCUCUUGAGUUCAGAAUUUUCAUUAAAGACAAAAAGAUUUUGGGAGUCUCGCAAAGGGACCCAGGACAUUAUAUUUACCUCGAGGAACUAAUACCACAAUUGAAGGAAUCGAUCAAAAAGUUCCAUAGCGAUGUCCUUUCCAAGCUGCAGUUCCCGCUUCGUGAUUAUAUCCUCGAUGUCUACUUGCCCAGGCCGUACAGCAAAGUCUUUGUCAUUGACGUGAACCCAUUUCUGAGAAAAUGGGAUCUGCUUCUAUUCACCUGGCAUGAGCUUCUUGAGAAGGAAAAUAAUGGAGAGUUUGAGAUAAGAGUUAUCACGGAAACUAAUAUGGGACAUUUAUCGAGGAAAGACAAUAGCGAGAGUCAAGUACCUAUAGAGGUGGUGGGAGCCGCAAACGACAGUCAAGCUAUGUUGGAACUCGCUAGGGAGUGGUCAGCGUUAGCAAGACAAGGUGAAGAAUCACAUUCAUGA